CUCUAGGCGCCGGCCCCGGAGCCCGGUCCGCGAGCAGCGGCGGCUGCCGGAGGGACGAUGAGCUGCGCGGGGCGGGCGGGCCCUGCCCGGCUCGCCGCGCUCGCCCUGCUGACCUGCAGCCUGUGGCCGGCACGGGCAGACAACGCGAGCCAGGAGUACUACACGGCGCUCAUCAACGUGACGGUGCAGGAGCCCGGCCGCGGCGCCCCGCUCACGUUUCGCAUCGACCGCGGGCGCUACGGGCUUGACUCCCCCAAGGCCGAGGUCCGCGGCCAGGUGCUGGCGCCGCUGCCCCUCCACGGAGUUGCUGAUCAUCUGGGCUGUGAUCCACAAACCCGGUUCUUUGUCCCUCCUAAUAUCAAACAGUGGAUUGCCUUGCUGCAGAGGGGAAACUGCACGUUUAAAGAGAAAAUAUCACGGGCCGCUUUCCACAAUGCAGUUGCUGUAGUCAUCUACAAUAAUAAAUCCAAAGAGGAGCCAGUUACCAUGACUCAUCCAGGCACUGGAGAUAUUAUUGCUGUCAUGAUAACAGAAUUGAGGGGUAAGGAUAUUUUGAGUUAUCUGGAGAAAAACAUCUCUGUACAAAUGACAAUAGCUGUUGGAACUCGAAUGCCACCGAAGAACUUCAGCCGUGGCUCUCUAGUCUUCGUGUCAAUAUCCUUUAUUGUUUUGAUGAUUAUUUCUUCAGCAUGGCUCAUAUUCUACUUCAUUCAGAAGAUCAGGUACACAAAUGCACGCGACAGGAACCAGCGUCGUCUCGGAGAUGCAGCCAAGAAAGCCAUCAGUAAAUUGACAACCAGGACAGUAAAGAAGGGUGACAAGGAAACUGACCCAGACUUUGAUCAUUGUGCAGUCUGCAUAGAGAGCUAUAAGCAGAAUGAUGUCGUCCGAAUUCUCCCCUGCAAGCAUGUUUUCCACAAAUCCUGCGUGGAUCCCUGGCUUAGUGAACAUUGUACCUGUCCUAUGUGCAAACUUAAUAUAUUGAAGGCCCUGGGAAUUGUGCCGAAUUUGCCAUGUACUGAUAACGUAGCAUUCGAUAUGGAAAGGCUCACCAGAACCCAAGCUGUUAACCGAAGAUCAGCCCUCGGCGACCUCGCCGGCGACAACUCCCUUGGCCUUGAGCCACUUCGAACUUCGGGGAUCUCACCUCUUCCUCAGGAUGGGGAGCUCACUCCGAGAACAGGAGAAAUCAACAUUGCAGUAACAAGUGGUCACUUCUUUCAUCGAAACUCCUUGUCCCCUCGGAGUCUGGUGUAUGAAAGUGAAUUCUCCACCAUCGAACCUUCUUUGGACAUGUAUGAUGAGAACAAAACCUGAAUUUUAAACAUGGCCUGGCUGUUGGGGUCACUGCUUUUGUGAUUUGAUUUCUGAUCACCUUUCUUAUUUUGUAUUCUCCUGUCAGCAUCCGUUUUGGAAGAAUGGCAGCACUUUCCAAGCACAGGUUGGGGUUCAGGGUUAAUUUGCAAAGUUCCCCCAAGGUGAGGCUUUGAGGACAGUAGCAUUGCCCAGGUGAGCCUUGUGGUAUUGAAAACCCGCCCAAGCUGAUCAUUGAAGGUGGGCGCCCAGCAAGGCUGGCUGUUUCCAGAGAAGAGGCCGGGCCCAGGAUUAAUGUUGCAUUGCAGACGCAUCUCUGAACAAUCACAUGCUGUUCUGCACCAGGGAAGCUGGGGUUUUUAACAUCCUUUUGUGGUCCCUGCUUACGAUGCAUACUGCCCUGUGGGAGAAGCUUCCUACCCGCGUGGAGUACAGGUGCUGCUCCCUGACCUGGCUCUGGAUGUUCCCCUCUCGCUUAUUCUACUUCCUGCUGAAGGGCCCCUUCUAAAGGGGGUUGAGAGAAGGCCUUGCCUUUGUAUCUCCUCUGAGACUCUGACCACCCACUUCCUGCCAGGGCAGGGCCGUGGGAGACCCAGGCCGUGGGGCCGGGUCUGUGUGCGGGGCCAGGCAGCCGUCUGCGUCGCUGUUUUCCAGCCUCCGUGUUGAGCAUGACGUAAAGUGACAAGUGUUUAAGUCAGCACGAAAACACUGAAGGCCCCUCCGUCCCUGCAGCCUGUGAACACGUCUACUCGGCCACCCGUCAGUAUAGGGAGUGUGUGUAUAGGGAGGUGGCACCUGGGAGCCCAGCCCAGCAGUGUCUCUGGGCACAGUGAUUUCAGGGGGAUGGCCAGCAGUUGUGAAAGACAGAAUGAUCUGGAAUGUCUCAUUGGGAAGACCAAACCCCCUUCUCGCUGCAGAUACCAGAUAAGCACCCAUCUUCACUGUCCACUGUGCAGCCCAGUCCCCUCCAGCAGCCCCAGCACAGCAUGAAGAAGGCACAUGAGCACCGGCCGACAGGCUUACAGGACAGGGUGCAGUGGCCAGCAUCCCAGGCAUCAGGGACAUGUGGGAUCUUCCCACACACCUGGGAUGACAUCGAAUUAACAUGAUGAGAAAAUUGCAUCUUACUGCUAAUCCCAGUACAGAACCACUAUGGGCAAAUUUAUAAAACUAAUCUGCACACCCUCUUUGCAAAAGGACACACCUGAGUUGAGUCUGCCUCUCAUUGGCAUGAGCUUUGUGGGGGCGUGAGGCGCACAGACCCUUGCUGUGAGAACAGGAACCCCAGUCUCCACAUGCCCAGGGUCAGAUCCGACAGCAAACGAAGCAGAUGCGUGAAUCCCCUGCCCUGUUCUCACUGACUGUGGAAUAUACGUUUGAAGUGAACACUUGCCAUUUUUCCACGUGCAGCUUCUCCUAAAGUGUCUUUUCUCCUAACGCGUCAAUAACGCCUCAGACACAGGUGUGCCUGAAGGAAACCUGCAGAGCCCCGGAUGGGGACAGGCUUCAGGAGCAUUGUCAGAGAGCGGGCAGCGGCAUUUCGUUUUCGCUCAUUUGAGGCUAGAAUGGUGCAGAUUUUAAAGGUCUUAGCAGCUUUUGUGUUUUACCUUUUACCAAGGGCUUUGGGGGUUUUUUUGUUUUGUUUUUCUUUAUGAUAGUCUUCGUACUAUAAAAAUAUUUUCAAUGAGCAGCUUCAAUAUAGCAUCGUUCAGAAAAGCAGGUUUCCCCAUUGGGCUCUCAGAGAGAGGGUGAGUCUGCAGGAAGCUGGAGCCCAUUUGCUGGAGGUUCCAGACACGCGUCUGCAUUUGUAUGUGUUUGACCCACCUGAAAGGUAGGAGAGCUCAGUUCGGAUCAUUGCCGUGUUGUCUAUACCACCUCCUUGUUUUCCCAAACCAAAACGCAGAUCCUGAUGUAGCAUUUUCUCCUGAUUUGAGGUCUUACCAAUGUGUAUACGUUAAAUUCCACUCAAGACAGUUUCUUUACUGAAAAGGUAUGAAAUUACGUGAGAAGAAGUACAAAUUUCAGGCCCCUAGAAUCUGUCUAUUAAUAUAACAUUUGAAUUUCUGGGAAAUCUGGGGCACACAUUCACGGUAGAAUAACAAGGAGGCAUUGCUUGCAGGGGAGCGUACUCAGAACAGUGCUGUGGAUCCUGGCUUGACACCCUUUUCUGGAAAAUUGGGGUCACUCUCUGGCUCAGCUACAGAAUGGCCUGUCUUUGUCAGGAGGGACACUAACUUCUCAUUAAGGCCAUGCUCUUCAGGAACAGAGAGGAUGAUUUGGUUUUUGGUUUCAGGUUUUUAUUUUUAUUUUUGUUUUGAGACAGUCUCACUCUGUCACCCAGGCUGAAGGGCAGUGGCGCAACCUUGGCUCACUGCAGCCUCCACCUCCUGGGCUCAAGUGAUCCUCCCACCUCAGCCCACCGAGUAGCUGGCACCACAGGCACGUGCCACCACACCCAGCUAAUUUUUGGAUUUUCUGUAGAGAUAUGGGACUUUGCCAUGUUGCCCAGGCUGGUCUUGAAUUCCUGGGCUCAAGCAAUCCACCCCCACCUCGGCCUCCCAAAGUUCCGGGAUUCCAGUUGUGAGCCACCAUGCCCAGCCAAGAAUGGCAUUUUUUUUUUAAUCCCAAAUAACAGCCUCUUUACUAGCUGCUAUGCUGGGGGAAAUCCCUGCUAAGUCGGGACCCUGGCAGGAAGUGGCCGGGGCUGCUUGUCCGGUGAGCAUUGUGAAGACACACGUCGCCACAUGGGCAGCGCUUCCCUGAGGCGCUUGGGGAGCAGUGUUCCGCCUGCUGCAGGUGUGAUGGGGUGCAGAGAGUGAGUGCCUCCGUGGUUGCAAGUCUUGCCACCAGCAGCGGUUAUUAGGAAAUGUAUGAUAACCUCAGUCAUUGUUGAGGGGGGAACUGUUUGAAGUAAGGAAGAGGCUGAGGAGUCAGCUAUUUACACCACACAUCCACCCCCCUGCCUCCAGUGGACUGCUGUGAGCUGGGCCUGUGCCCGGGUGAGGAGACCAUGGGCCUGUGUGGCAGGAUCAGCAAGUCUAGGGCCAGGGCAGCCAUCAGCAUCCUCUGGGAGUUGGUUGUGACUAUUGAAAUGCAAAUGCUUCCGCUUUGGUGAUUUUUUUUUUUUUUGAGACGGAGUCUUGCUCUGUCACCCAGGCUGGAGUGCAGUGGCGCGAUCUUGGCUCACUGCAACUUCCGCCUCCCGGGUUCACACCAUCCUCCUGCCUCAGCCUCCCGAGCAGCUGGGACUACAGGCACCUGCCACGACGCCCAGCUAAUUUUUUGUAUUUUUAGUAGAGAUGGGGUUUUACUGUGUUAGCCAGGCUGGUCUCGAUCUCCUGACCUCGUGAUCCGCCUGCCUUGGCCUCCCAAAGUGCUGGGAUUACAGGCAUGAGCCACCACGCCUGGCCAAGCUUUGGUGACUUUUAACAUCCUAAGGGAGGAGUAACCCCUCUUUCCUGUUAAUCCAGAGGGAGGGGAGGGAAGGCCAGAUAGCCAGGGCUUCCAGCGCAGGAGGCAGAGCUUGGCAGCCACUGAUGGUGGUAAGCAUGUCUGCCCAGGGCUGCCUGCCUCUGCCCUCCUCUUGGGAAGACAAGCUCUGCCCCCAGCUAAAAACUCCUCACAACCCUGAUGAGCCUUGCUUUUGCAGAGAGGCCCCAGCUCCCCUGGUGGUCCUCAGGCCUGGCUGCGAGGCACAUUCACGAGGCACUGCCUUGAGCACUGAGGUCUGGCACCUGCCGGCUUCCCUGAUGCGGCAACAGCCCCAGCUGCCAGUGAGUCUGAUGAUAUUUGGAAAAGUAUUUUUAAAAACGAGAUUACUGAAUUUUACAAGCUUGACAUUUUCUAUUGGCUUUAUAAGCUCUUCUCAUGUUUUUAUUACCCUCACAUCCAAUCCGUUCGAGCUACACGCUAAAUCAAAUUGGUAUUUUAUAUUUUUAUUUUUUUAGAGGCAGGAUCUCGCUCUGUCACCCAGGCAGGAGUGCAGUGGCACAGUCAUGGCUCGCUGCAGCCUUGACCUCGCCUCAGCCUCCCCAGUAGCUGGGACCACAGGCUCAUGCCACGCACGCCCGGCUGAAGCUAGUUUUAACUGAAGAAAACUCAAAGUGUUCUCUCGCCGUUAACCUUUAUUAUUGAGGCAUUGGCUCUGCUAUAGGAAAACGAGGUGACGUUAAUGUCGGUGGUUGACAUUAACCACUGGCAAGUGACAGUGUGGCUCCUUGACAAGUGGUUGCUGCUCAUAAAUGUCAUGAAACAAAAACACUGAUUUUAGAGAAGUGGGAUUCUACAGUUAAUAUCGCCAGCAAACUUUUAUUAAGCUCUCACUCUGUGCCAAACACAUGCUUGAAGUUGGGGUGAAUCUGUGACCAUUAAGAUGUUGGCUGUUCAUGGGCACGUUAUCAAGCAACUGGGGUGUGAGAGCGAAUGAUAAGAGGGUGAAUCUGGAUGAGGAGGGACUUCCAGGGCACAGGUGGAGGAGAGGCAUUGCAGCCAUAGAGAGGCCCAAGGGAACAGUCAAGACAAGGCGGGGACAGUGGCCAGGAGGCGAGGGCAGCACUUCCUGGGCAGGGAAGGCUUGCCAGGGAGACCAGACUCCUGUCUCUGUUUGGAAAGAAAAGGAACCGCACUGGGGGUCAGGGAGGCUAGGCACGGCACCAGCCUGGGAUGCCAGUCCCGCCUGAGGGGCCAAGGCAAAGGGGAAGCAUUCACAGACCCCACACCAGGCUCUGACGCCAAGUGGAAGAAGAGGGAGAUAGAAGCAGAAGCCUGGGCUUCCAGGCCUGGUUCCUGGGCGGGUGUUGAUGGGACCCAGGGAGAGUCCUGUGGGGAUACUUUGGGUCUGGGCUGGCAGGGGCUCUGGAAGGAGAGGCAUGGAGGUGCGAACCUGGUGCCCAGGUGGAGGUGCAGUGGGGGUAAGGUGGCCAGGCUGCAGACCCCUGCAUCAGAAUGCCUGCGAAGCUGUGGGUUUUUUGUUUGUUUGUUUGUUUUAUUUCGAGACAGGGUGUCACUCUGUCGCCCAGACUGGAGUGCAGUAGCGCCGUCUCGGCUCACUGCAAGCUCCGCCUCCCAGGAUCAAGUGAUUCUCCUGCCUCAGCCUCCCGAGUAGCUGGAUUUACAGAUGCAUGCCACCACGCCCAGCUAAUUUUUUGUAUUUUUAGUAGAAACGAGGUUUCACCACGUUGGCCAGGCUGGUCUCAAACUCCUGACCUCAAAUGAUCCACCUGCCUCGUCCUCCCAAGUGCUGGAAUUACAGGUGUGAGCCGCACCAGCCUGUUUUUUAAUUUUAUUUAGAGACAGGGUCUCACUCUGUUGCCCAGACUGGAGUGCAGUGGUGUAAUCUUGGCUCACUGCAGCCUCAACUUCCAGCGCUAAAGCAAUCCUCCCACCUCUGCCUCCCGAGUAACUGGGACUACACACGCAUGCCACUACACCCAGGUAAUUUUUAAAAAUUUUUUUUAGAGACAGAGCUUCUCCAUGUUGCCCAGGCUAGCCUCAAACUCCUGGGCUCCAGUGACCCUCCCGCCUUAGUGUCUCAAAGUGCUGGGAUUACAGGUAUGAGCCACCACGCCCGGUCAGAAGCUGUGUUUUUAAGUGGACAUACCAUCUUGUCCUGCUGAAGUAUCUCCAUGUAAUCACAAUAUCUAUGUCACCCAAAUCUCCUCCUUCCUCCUCCCUCCCCCAAAACACCCCCACAGGCAUGCAUACCCUCCCAUGCGCUGGAGGCAGAAUCUCCCAAGGGGAGCUGGCCAGGAGAGGUGUCCCUGAGUUCAGAUGGAGGUGGAAGCCAGAGUGGGGCUGGGACCACCCAGUGACAUGAGGAUGGGGCUUGGGAUAAAGCCCUGGGGACACUGACAUUUAAAGUGUGGACAGAAGGAGCUACUGAAGGCAAUGGAUUUAGAAAAGCAAUUGAGUAUGAUUUCCUUCUUCAAGAAAGGCUGUCCAACUAGCUCUCACUUCCUCUCGUGUGUUCAGUGUCACCCGGAAGCAGAGUUUAAUGUGACUAAAGUCAACAUUGGCUCACACUGUCAGGGAGUGUGGGAAGAUGAGUAAGGACUCAUCGCAGGGCGAUACCCACAGCUUAAAAUAGGCACCUUCCCCUCCCAGGUCUGGUUAGGGCAGUUGUUACAUAUGAGGGGCGUGGAGUUUUGUCUUGUAUUUUGGCCUUGUUGGUAAAGCAUUCCAAAGCUUCGACACACCCUCCUUUCAGCCCAUUAGGAAAGGCUGUUGAUUGUAAUAUUCACACAGCUCCCUGGGCUAUGGUUAAGAGCCUUGCAGAAGGACUGGGAGAAGCCCUGUGUGUUUGAAGUAUUGUAGCAUCAGAAAAAAACACCGGAAGAAGGCAGGUGGGGACAAGGUGCCUAUGUCUGCUCCUUGGAAUUCCUUUCCUUACUGUCCGAGGCAACUACAGGGAAAGCAAAGCGUGAGCCCCCAAAUCCACACCUGGGAGGAACGUUCCCCUUUGCAAGGCAUGGGACUGGCUGGCCCUGUGUCUCACGGGGGCUCUGAGUUUUGAGGUCACACUAGCCUCCUGAGGCCUGGCUGAGAGGGCUGGGUUGGGGGUCAGGAGGCCCCCUGUAGCCACGAAGCUCCUCUGGGGCAUUGUUAAAGGUUCACCCUCUUUUUUGUGGGUAUCCUGGAAGAUCUCAAGAAACUGAGCUUGGAAGAAGAGAGGCUGAGAGGGUCUCCCGCCGCCUGCGUUCUCUGCAGCUAUGGCCCCACAGCCUCCAGUGACCAUGGAGGGGAAGGUGCCACCCGCCUUGGCUGCUGAAAGGGUGAUGCUCUUAUGCCUGAGUCUUGGCUCCUGUGGUCCUGCAGAGACCCUGUGGGGGCCGCCCGGUCGUCACCUGCACUCAUCUUGGGUUUUCCUUCCUUUUCCACCCUAAGCUGAAGGUAUUUUUUUCCUGUUUUCUUCACUCUAACUUGGGGAAGAAGGAAGAUCCUUUAUGGAAAAGAAAAAAAAAAAAGCACCUUUGAACGUCCUGCAACUUGAGUUUCAAGCUUUCAGAAGGAUUCGGUGCUGCUGGCCUGCUCAGACCUCCGCCUGGGCUGUGGAGUUCCUCCUGUUGGCCCCUCCUCUCUGUACCACAAAAGCUCUAGGCGGCCCAGCCACCCCUGUGAAAGCGGCGCCCGUAGCCAGACGCCAAGGCUGCCGUCCCGAGCCGAGGGUGGCACCUUGCCCAGCGCACGUGCAUUCUCCUGUGGGAACUCGGAGGGCAUGUGGUGAGCAGUCUCCUGUCAGUUGAGGUGGAGGCUCCCGGCCCAUCUUUGCUCUCCUCAGGCUGCCCAGCUCCUGGCGGCACAUGGUGGCCUGGCAAAGCUGACUUGGCCUCCUCAGUUCCCCACCCAUCCGCGGAUCAUCGCCUUCCCUAGCCACCUCUCUCUAUAGCCACCGACAUCUGCGGAGCGUCACAGACUGGUUCUGAGCUGUGGUUUACAAAUUCAACCCAACACAGAGUGAAUUCAAAUUUGCUUUUGGAACAGCCUUUAUCUCCAAUUAAGUGCAAGUAUAUUUACACUAUGUGAUAUUAAAGGACUUCUCCAAUGACUGGGAGGUACUGAACCAAGAUGUUUGUAAAGAAACGGUGGGGUGAGGUGGUUAGGUAGAAUAUACCGUCCUGGCCAUUUCUCUUCCUUCAGGCGAGUAAGCGCUCCUUCAGCAGAAAGGCUGCGGAUUGCUGGCUGUGCUCUGUGGACUGGGCCAGUAGGUGUGGCCCAGGUCCAGGUCCUGGCACCUCUGCUGAGUGCCCAGCCUGAGAUGACACAUGCCAUCCUGGAGAGAAGCAGAGAGGGUGCUGUCUCCAGGCGUUCUCCAGACAGCCUGGGCCUGGCUUGCUGAGCCAGCUGCAGGAGGGGAUCUCCUGACUGGGGCUUGGGACCAGAUCUGCUGCAGAGAGGCAAUAACUCUGUCUAAAAAGAAAACUUGUCCCGUGUGAUUACAAAAACAGGAAAAGGCUCCAAGCUAGGAAAUGAGAUUUGAGGUAUGGAGAACAUUCUCACCUGAUGGAAGCAUCCUGUUCCUGUACAGGAGGAGGAGCUGGUGCAAGCCCUAGGCCACAUAUGUCACAGUUGUUUUGGACCCUCCGUAGCUUUUAUACUCAUAAAAUAUUAAAGUUGCCCCUUUCAUAUUUGGGUCAUUGAAAGAGCCCACCGUACUCUAGGUUCCUGCUCACUAUGCACAACAUCUCAGAAGAUGGCGUACAAAACUAUUUUUCUAACUAUAGCACAGGUAAUGUGGGGGUGGGGAGGCUUGGGAUAUACCUAAAUGUGGCAAAUGAUUUAUCUUCCACCUUGAGGGAUGAAAAGGAAACUAUGCACUUGAAUUUUAAUUAAAAUUUUAAUUUAAUUCAUUGGAUAGCUUGUGCCAGAAAGAACAGUCAAUAUUCAAGAAGCAAAACUGACGAUUAGCUCAGUUUCGGGCCUCCCUGUCGGGGGAGUUUUCUUGUCUGGAACACAAACACCUACAAGUAGAGUGUGAGCUGGUUCUUGACAAUCAGAUCUCAUCAACCCUUUGAAAUGUUCUGGGCAGCACAGCUCCUUGGUCUGCAUGGUUGGUGUAAGUAUAAUCAAGUAGUGAAAUUGUAUGGUAUAUACCUAUAUGCCAACAGUGUACACCCGUAUGUGCAGAAUUUGCUAAUAUAACCAUUUCAAUAAAAACCUAUUGAAAAAGCUGA
This is a messenger RNA of Homo sapiens (human), 9983 nucleotides long. RefSeq names its product ring finger protein 130 (gene RNF130). Lineage: Eukaryota; Metazoa; Chordata; Mammalia; Primates; Hominidae. Gene Ontology annotation, molecular function: ubiquitin protein ligase activity; ubiquitin-protein transferase activity. Gene Ontology annotation, biological process: protein ubiquitination. The transcript has 8 exons. Gene Ontology annotation, cellular component: cytoplasm; membrane. The record is from RefSeq and is marked reviewed. The coding region runs from base 58 to 1317 and encodes 419 amino acids.